Pezoporus flaviventris is the source of this 3047-nucleotide messenger RNA. RefSeq names its product THADA armadillo repeat containing (gene THADA). The record is from RefSeq and is a predicted model, not a curated record. Gene Ontology annotation, cellular component: cytosol. Gene Ontology annotation, biological process: tRNA methylation. NCBI's taxonomy places the organism in Eukaryota, Metazoa, Chordata, Aves, Psittaciformes, Psittacidae.
AUGCGGGUGGCUCCGGCUGUGUCCGGACGGCACGUGGUGCGGGCAGUUCGGUAUGCCCGGGGAAGAAUCCGCCCGUUAGGCUCUCCUCCGGCCCGCAGCCUCCAUGGGUGCCGGCGUCGGGCUUACACUUGCGCUGCUGCCCGCCGUCAAGCCUCCGGAGUGGGAGUGGGAGGGAGAGGCCCCGAGGUGCUGCGUGGCGCGGGGUUUUCAAAGGCUGAAAAGCAAAACCUGGCAUCUCUACUUCUGCACUGCGCACAGCUGAGCAAUGGCAUCCAGCACAUCCAGUGUAUUAGUUUUCUGGAGAUAAUGAAGAAUGCUUUUUUUUUAAAUUAUGGAAAUUGUAUUGCUCUGUCUCAGGUGAUGCACAACUUGCUGAUGGCCAUUAAAGUUUCAAUAGCGCUUGUACAGAAAUUACACGAAAGUAUCCAAGGAAGUCUGUGGAAACACCAUGAGUCUUUUGUAUGGCAAAGUAUGUGUAGUUUACUGAAAAGCUCCACAAACUUCCUAAUGGAUGGGAAGUUUAGUAAUAUUCAAACCCAUAAACUCCUGCAAACUGUUCAGACUACCGCUGGACUGGCCAUUAUUCUGUUUACUGAAUCUAUGUGUGAGCCAGUUGAAGCCAGUUUACCUUGCUUGAUAAAUGUCAGUGACUUGCUUCUUGGGUCAGUGAAACACGUGUGUGUGCCAGUGUGGUUUGUGAGUAGCUGUAGGACUUUGUGUAUGGAGGAACUCCCUCCCUCGGUCUUCUUUCUUUCCCAUGGAGCACUGGCUAUGCUAGAAUGGAAGAACAGCAGCAUGGAUGAAAAUGGAGUGAAACUAUUAUUAGAUAUCACAUCAGUCAUCCUUGAGUUCAGAGUUGGCGUCUCCUUUGAUUUGUAUUGUUUCAUGUUUGGGAGGAGGGGGUUGAUUUUUUUUUUUUUUUUCUACUUAUAUUUUUGCACAGUUCAUAUGGUCCUGGUGGAAUAUCUUUUUGAUGUUUUCAGCCUAAUGCUAUUAGGUUUUGCCACAGAUCAUCUUAUCUUUUUCUUAUAUUCAGAAAUCCAACCUUUGUCUAAAAUCUUUGCUAUUUGGACUAAUUCAGCAUUGGCUGCUCGAGGCUCCUCAGAUCUAAAAAUCAAACUUAAUGGAAACUCUGUGAUUGGGAAGCUUCUGGAAUACAUUUAUACACACUGGGAACAACCUCUGGAUGCUGUUAGACAGCAAACCAAAUUGAUGUUCAUGAAUCUUCGUUGGGAACACUGAACCACCAUUACUGGAUCUGGUGAAAAAUCGCAUCCAUUCUUUGUAAGGCUGAUAAAGCAUUUACUAAGUUUGGAAUGACAUGUCAAAGGAAAAUACACUUCUCCUGGCUGUCUUGUGGAGAGUGUGGGCACUGAAAAUAUACUACAGUUGGACAAAACAAUUCCAGUACAGAUCCGCAUGAUGAAUGAUCAGUCUCUUGCUAUCACUAUCCUAGAUAGUGAUUCUUAGGAUCACUGUCCUAGUGAUCUUUUGGAAACCAUGUUUAUAAAUCACAAAGCCCAUUUUACUUUGAGUUUUCAGGAAAGCAUUUGCACUGACCAGUGGCAUGACAUAUGGGUUUCUCUUCUAGUAAUAUUGUGUGAAGGGAACCAUGACCAAAGUACUUACAUGAUAGAUUACUAUUUACCAGAAUUGCUCAAACCUAGCCCUGACAGUCUCAGCUACAUGAUCAGCAUUCUUCAGGUUUCUGCAGAUGCUAAUCUAGGCUCUUGCAGUACUAGAGAGACUCUUGGAGCAUUAAUGGCAUGCCUAAGGACAGCCAGGGCUCACAGACACCUGGAACUUUCAAAUAUCACGAGGAAUGGUUUCAUAUCCACUGAAUGUAUAAAGCAGGUAGUUGUAGCUCAUCAGCACAAUCAGGUUUUCAUUGAUGCCAUAGGUUUACUAUGUGAAAACCAUUGUAGCACAGAAAUGGUGUCUGUGGAAGAAAUGCAACUGUGUCAGUUUUUCAUGAUGUGCAACUUGAAGAGCCAGUCUCCUUUGGUAAGACAAUGGAUAGUUUCUUUGCUGAGAAAGUUAUUUUGUUGGAUACAAGACAGCUCACAGGUGCUUUAUAAAUUGGAACAAAAUAAAACCAAGCAAGAGUAACUUGAAAACUCAACUAAAAGGCGUGCUCUGGGGAUUUUGCAGCAAUAUAAAAUAAGUUAAACUGAUUUCAUGUCAUCUGUAUGUGGCAGACUUUUUGAGGUACUGUUUCCUGGUUCAUCACACCCAACCAGAUUUUCUGCACUAAAUAUUUUGGGAACAACAGCAGAAAUAUUUUCUGUUCCAGAAGGCCAGGCACAAGUUUUUCAGUUGAAUCAGGAGAUUUAUUCUACUUGUGUCCAAACUUUGAUCCAGUGUUUUGCCAGUACUUUUGAAGAAGUUAAAGUUCUGGCAAGUGGGUUGUUGAUGAAACUACAUGUUGCAUUUAAUUUAGAGGUAUGUAAUAAAAGAUAUUUAGUUAUCAAGCUUUUGCUGGUGAAUGCUGAAGAAGAAGUAUUUCAAGAUAGAAAGAAGUCUCUGGUUCAAACAGCAGCAUCAUUCCUGAUGUAUGGGAAAGUACAUUGUAUAACUGGGGCUUUGCAGCAUUUACCUUUUAAGUAGUUAACUUUGAUCUUGGUAGCUGAAUGGAAGGAAAUAGUGGCCAGGCUCAUUAUAUUGUUCAAACUCUCUGCUGUAGUAGCACCAGUAGUGCAGAGCUCAUCACCAGAGGGGCUUAUUCUAGUGGAUAGUGAUCAGUUGAAAGAACAUUGCAAAGUAUAGUCUGAAAAGCUGGCUGACCAUGUGCCAAUGGAAUAUACUUGCACAGAAAUGAGAGGUGAAGCUAAUGCUGCAAACGUCACAGCUGAAAUGGUUCUUGUGUGUUGCUGGAGAAGCAUGAAGGAAGCGUCUCUGCUCUUAGGGACACUGUGUUUGCCUUUACAGGCUACAUCUGAACCUUCAGAUGGGUUGAUUAUUGUGGGAAGCUAGAGAAGUAAUUUUUAUUGUAAAACCUUCACUUUUUUGGAGUGGUGGAUGGGGGAAGGGCAGUUUUCUGAAACCUU